Molecule: messenger RNA, 1131 nt
Organism: Ochotona curzoniae (black-lipped pika)
Lineage: Eukaryota; Metazoa; Chordata; Mammalia; Lagomorpha; Ochotonidae
Product: olfactory receptor 18-like
Exons: 1
Coding region: 1-1131 (376 amino acids)
Biological process (GO): G protein-coupled receptor signaling pathway
Cellular component (GO): membrane
Molecular function (GO): G protein-coupled receptor activity; olfactory receptor activity
Source: RefSeq, a predicted model, not a curated record
AUGGUUAACACGAGAGGGGUCGUCAGAUUAUCCCAUACACCAAAAUGGUUGGACUUCAAACUAGAUUUCACCAAAACAAACACGUUUUUAAAUUCCAUAUUCCAUAAUUCUUUUGAAGAACACUUGUAUUGCAGCCAUGACUGUUUCAUUAAAAAUGUAUACAGUUCCAUUUUCUGUUCCAGAAGGAGUCCAAGUUGUUCUGAAACCCGAAAUCUCACGCGUGUUGUCUCAGAAUUCCACCUCUUGGGCUUCUCCGAGGAUCCAGAGCUGCAGCCCCUCCUCCUGGGACUGUUCCUCUCCAUGUACCUGGUCACGCUGCUCGGGAACCUGCUCAUCAUCCUGGCUGUCACCUCCGACUCCCACCUGCACACACCCAUGUACUUCUUCCUCUGCAGCCUGUCCUUGGCUGACGCAGGGCUCACAUCCACCAUGGUUCCCAAAAUGAUUGUGGGCAACCUCACCCAUAGCACAGUCAUCUCCUAUGCCGGCUGCCUGACUCAGAUGUCUCUCUUCAUCAUUUUUGUCAUCAUGGAUGAUUUUCUUCUGACAGUGAUGGCCUAUGACCGGUUUGUUGCCAUCUGCCACCCCCUGCAUUACCAGGUCAUCAUGAACCCCCGCCGCUGUGGCACCCUACUUCUGCUGUCCUUUGUGGCCAGCCUUUCUGAUUCCCUGCUGCACAAUGUGAUCUUAUUACCAGUUGCAUGCUUUAAGGAGGUAGAAGUUUCCAGUUUCUUCUGUGAUCCUUCUCAACUUCUCAACCUUAUUUGUUCUGACAUAUUCACCCACGACGUGGUCAUGUACAGUGUCAGUAUCCUAUAUGGCUUCGUCCCUAUGUCAGGGAUCCUCUUCUCCUACUAUAAAAUUGUGUCCUCCAUCCUGAGGGUCCCAUCUCCAGGUGGCAGGUACAAAGCCUUCUCCACCUGUGGCUCUCACCUCACAGUGGUUUGCUGCUUUUAUGGAACAGGCCUUGGUGUGUAUCUCAGUUCAUCUUUCUCACUCUCUCCCAGGAGGUGUGCAGCAGCCUCAGUGGUGUACACGGUGGUCACCCCCAUGCUGAACCCCUUUAUCUACAGUCUGAGGAACAGGGACAUCAAGAGGGCCACGAGGAGGCUCCUGGGCAUGGAAAUCUAA